Rhizophagus irregularis DAOM 181602=DAOM 197198 is the source of this 3629-nucleotide messenger RNA. RefSeq lists its product as uncharacterized. Gene Ontology annotation, cellular component: plasma membrane. Gene Ontology annotation, molecular function: ATP hydrolysis activity; ATP binding; P-type sodium:potassium-exchanging transporter activity. The record is from RefSeq and is a predicted model, not a curated record. Lineage: Eukaryota; Fungi; Glomeromycota; Glomeromycetes; Glomerales; Glomeraceae. Gene Ontology annotation, biological process: intracellular potassium ion homeostasis; potassium ion import across plasma membrane; proton transmembrane transport.
GGUUUUAUUUAUUCAUCAUUUUUUUGUUUCUUUUUUGACAUUAGUUAAACGGGUACGAUGUCUGAAAGAUUACGAGAACCUGUGGUUGAUUUUUCUAUUGAGGAGAAGGGUCAAUUACCUUCAAAUUCAAAUGAUGAUGAUAUUAUAGAAAAUGAUAAUAAAAAUGUAGAGGCUGCUUCUACCUCUAUACCACAAUUGACUUUGGAAAAAUCAAUAUCUAUUAAAUAUCGUACUCUAUCCAUUCAGACUUCGGAAAGUAUCCAGGCUCAAAAACUCUAUUUAAAGAAAGAAAAACCCAUAAUUUCUCCCGAUGAUGAAAUCGCACAACUUGAUUAUCAUACCCUUCCAGUAAAUUUGAUUUGGCAACGAGUUGAAAGCAAUGCAACCCUCGGUUUAAAUUCUCAAACAGUUACCCGUCGUCUUCAACAUGAUGGAAAAAACUUAAUUUCUUCCCCUAAAAACAAUGUAAUAUAUAAAAUCCUUGGCUAUUUGUUUGGUGGAUUUUGUAGUUUGCUUUGGUUCGCAGCUAUUAUCAUGAUCUUGUCAUAUCAACCAUUUGGUAUGCCAAAUCCAGCUCCAUUGAACCUUGCGUUGGGAGUGGUUCUGAUAAUUGUAGUAAUUAUUCAAGCCGCGUUUGGUGCGUAUCAAGACUGGUCAACAUCAAAGGUGAUGAAGUCGAUUAGAAAUAUGCUUCCCUCUGAAACACUCGUUAUUCGUGAUGGAAAGGUUCAUAAAGUACUUGCGACUGAUCUUGUUGUUGGAGACAUUGUUCAAGUAAAUAUGGGUAACAAAGUUCCAGCUGAUUUGCGUAUUGUGGAAGUGACAGGCGACAUGAAAUUUGAUCGUUCAAUAUUGACUGGAGAGAACGCACCAGUUACUGCCACUGUGGAAGCUACAGAUGAGAAUUAUCUCGAAACAAAAAACAUUGCUUUGCUUGGUACUCAUUGUACUAACGGAACUGGAAAGGGCGUUGUCGUCGCCACUGGUGAUAAUACCGUGUUUGGCAGGAUUGCUAAGUUGUCAUCUGCUACAGAUUCAGAAACUACAAUUCUUCAAAGAGAAAUAACUCGGUUUGUAUUAGUUAUUGCAGCAUUGUCCAUUAGCACAGGAGUAAUUCUUAUGAUCUUGUGGGCUACAUGGUUAAGAGUUACUUAUCCGGGUUUCUUAAACCUUUCCGGCAUGCUCGUGAAUGCUAUUUCCGUUAUUGUUGCCUUCGUACCCGAAGGGAUGCCUGUAUGUGUCACAUUAUGCCUAACCUUAAUUGCAAAGCGCUCUUUUCGUCAAAAGAUUUUAUGUAAAACGCUUCCCGUUGUGGAAACUCUUGGUUGUGUUUCUAUUAUUUGUUCUGACAAAACUGGCACUCUUACAGAGAACAAAAUGUUUGUGAAUAACGUGAGCUUUGUUACCAAGGAGAUGAAAACUCAAGAAUGCAAGGAUGCAUUGAGUUCUACUGACCACCCAGAAAAAAAGGCAGUUAGAAUUUUACAAUUAACUGCCUGUUUAUGUAACGCUGCCGUUUUUGACCCCGCUUCAAUAAAUCUUCCAGUAUAUGAAAGGGUUGUGAAUGGAGAUCCUACAGAUUCUGGUCUACUUCGUUUUUCUGAAAACUUGAAAGAAUCAACUACAGCUGAUCGUCUUGAGUUUAAAACAAUUUAUCAAGUCCCAUUUAAUUCUAAAAAUAAAUUCGCAAUCACCAUUCACCGUCCUAGUGACGAAUAUAAUGACCUAGAAACCUCACAACUCGUAUUUUUUUGCAAAGGUGCUCCUGAAGUUUUAAUGGAACAUUGCUCUUCCUAUCUUCAACCAGAUGGAAAUGAAAAGAUGCUUGAUCAUGAAAGUAAAGGUCUGUUGGAAUCUAUUCAAGAUUCAUGGUCAAGGAAUGGCCAACGUGUACUUUUACUGGCAAAGAAAAUUAUUCCAACAUAUAUGUUCCCUGGAAAGUCAAAAAAUGAUGUUGAGAUGACAAAUCUAGCUUUAUCCUUCAAUAAGAAUUUAUGUAUAGUUGGUUUAGUAGGAAUUGUUGAUCCACCUCGUGCGGAAAUUCCUGAAGUUGUCAGACGAUGCCGUAGAGCGGGAGUCAGAAUUUUUAUGGUUACGGGUGACUAUUCUUUAACUGCAGAAACGAUAGCUAGACAAUGUGGUAUUCUUACGAGUAAUAAAGUGGAUAAUAUUGAUGAUAUUAUUGAAGCGGAUAAAAGUGGCACAUCUAUGAUUCGUCAAAGUUUAGAUACUGAAGAGGAUGAUUAUCAAAAAAAUAUCAAUUCUCUUGUAUUGACUGGAAAAGAUCUCUCCCAAAAUUUAACUCCUAAACAUUGGGAUGCUAUUGCAAAUUAUUCAGAAAUAGUCUUUGCUAGAACAACUCCGGAACAAAAAUUAAAAAUUGUAACUGAACUACAGCAUCGAGACAAUGUUAUAGGAGUGACUGGUGAUGGAGUGAAUGAUGCACCAGCAUUAAAACAAGCAAAUAUCGGAAUUGCCAUGGGUUCAGGAUCUGAUUUAGCUAUAGCGGCAGGAAAUAUGGUUUUACUUGAUAACAAUUUUGCGUCAAUAAUCGUGGCUAUGGAAAAUGGUCGACUCGUGUUUGACAAUUUAAAGAAAGUUAUAUUGUAUCUUUUGCCUGCCGGAUCUUGGUCUGAAAUGUGGCCUGUGGUAGUUAAUGUCUUGCUUGGAACUCCACUUCCAUUGUCAGCUUUUCUUAUGAUUGUAAUUUGUUGCGUAACGGAUAUAUUCCCAUCACUUUCCCUUACACAUGAAAAGGCCGAGUCUGAUCUUAUGUUACGAAAACCGCGAAGAGCAUCUAGAGAUCAUCUUGUAAAUGUCAAAUUACUUUUACAGGCUUAUGGAUUUAUUGGUAUUAUGGAAAUGCUCUUUGCACAUUGGAUGUUCUUCACAUAUUUAUCCAUUUAUGGUGGAAUUACUUUCAGAGAUACAUUAUUCGCAUAUAACAACUGGGGAGAUGGAUUUAUGGGAAAAACGAUGGAUGAACUUAAUGAACUUAAUUACACGGGCCAAAGUGUAUAUUUUAUAACAUUAGUAAUUAUGCAAUUUGGAAAUCUCUUAUCAAUCCGAACACGACGCAGAUCAAUAUUUCAAGCAAAUCCAUUUUCAGGACCUUCCAAAAAUUUGUAUUUAUUUGGGGGAAUGUUUAUUUCCCUUAUAACUGCAUUGAUUAUACUUCACGUGCCUUUCUUUAAUAAUGUCUUUUAUACAAGACCGGUUCCAAUACAAUUUUACUUCAUCCCUCUCGGAUUUGCCGCAUUUAUUUUUGUUAUGGAUGAGAUGAGGAAGUUGCUUGUAAGAACCUAUCCAAAAUCAUUUUUGGAUAAAUUAGCUUGGUGAAAGAAGAGACAGUCAAAUUUCUAAAGCUUUUUUAUUUGUAAUAUAUUGUAAUAUUUAAAUGUAUCUAAUAUCUAAUAAUUAUAUUUAGCUAAUUAUCAAUCAAGUUAUAAACAAACGUUUUUUAUAUAAUAAAAACGUGUGUGUAAUGUAUCAUUUAUACACAAUUUAAAAAUAUUGAAAAUAAUUCCAAAAAACGUGUGUUUUAUCUGUUAUCUGUCGCGUUCGCGUUGUUUAUAUUGUUGUUUAUAUUUAUCUCAGCGACUUUACGUGGUUUACGUGGCCUGAUCUCU